UCUCUACAUUUCGAGCAACAAGCAAAAACAUAUUGAGAAAAAUAGCUAGUUUCAAUAGAACUGAUUGUCACUUCGUUCGUCUUCUAUCCUGAUGGCCUGCAAUUGCUGAUGAUGUUCUUAUCUCCCAUCGGCGGGUAUCGCCGACAAUGUUCGUUUUCAAUCAUAUUCAGAACGUAUUCGUUAGCAAGGCGAGACGGUUGUGCUAACGCGGGUUCGUUACUUACAAACUUGUUUCUUAUUCCAUGUAAAAAUUGUAUACAUAUAUACGAAAAUUAAACGUAAAACUAAUUACGUGUAGUCAAAGAUAUUGUGGAACGAUGUCGGACAAGGCCAUAAAUAUAGCACUUGUAUUUUUUGUGAAUGGAAAGAAGGUUACAGAUCCUAAUCCCGAUCCAGAAUGCACUCUCCUGACCUAUCUGCGAGACAAUCUUCGAUUGUGUGGCACCAAAUUGGGAUGCGCCGAAGGAGGAUGCGGAGCGUGUACAGUAAUGAUAUCGAGAUUGGAUCGUUCAAAUAAUAAGAUUCAUCAUUUGGCGGUUAAUGCUUGUUUAACUCCCGUCUGUGCCAUGCAUGGUUGUGCUGUGACGACUGUAGAGGGUAUUGGCAGUACCAGGACACGUCUGCAUCCGGUGCAAGAACGUUUGGCCAAGGCCCAUGGAUCACAGUGUGGUUUCUGUACACCGGGAAUUGUGAUGUCCAUGUAUGCUUUGUUAAGAAAUGCCACCCAACCCUCUAUGCGGGAUCUGGAGGUGGCAUUUCAGGGAAAUCUCUGUCGCUGCACCGGAUAUCGACCAAUUCUGGAGGGCUACAAGACUUUUACCAAGGAGUUUGCCUGUGGCAUGGGUGAGAAAUGUUGUCGCUUGCGUGGUCAGGAUCAAAAUGACAAGACUGAGGAUCAAGUUGAUGAUAAACUAUUUGAGCAAAGUGAAUUUCAGCCAUUCGAUGCGAGUCAGGAACCAAUAUUUCCACCGGAAUUGCAGCUAACGUCAUCGUAUGACAGCCAGAGUUUGAUAUUCCGUUCGGACAGAGUUAGCUGGUAUCGUCCAACCACAUUGCAGGAACUGCUAAACCUUAAGUCUGAAUAUCCAGCUGCCAAGUUAAUUGUGGGCAACACAGAAGUGGGAGUAGAAGUCAAGUUCAAGCACUUUCUCUAUCCUGUUCUCAUAAAUCCCAUUCAAGUUCCAGAACUCUUGGAGAUUCAUGAGUCUGAGGAUAGCAUUUAUUUUGGGGCUGCCGUUAGCCUAAUGGAAAUUGAUCAUCAUCUUCGCCAGCGCAUUGAGGAAUUACCAGAGUGGCAGACACGAUUAUUCCAAUGCUCUGUAGACAUGCUCCAUUAUUUUGCGGGUAAACAAAUUCGGAAUGUUGCCUGUUUGGGUGGUAAUAUUAUGACUGGAAGCCCCAUAUCCGAUAUGAAUCCUGUUCUAACGGCAGCGGGAGUUCGCCUUAAGGUUGCCGGUCUCGUAGAUGGUAAACUAAGGGAACGUUUUGUUAACAUGGGAAAUGGUUUCUUUACCGGCUACCGUCGCAAUGUAAUUGAACCCUACGAGGUACUCCUGGGAAUAUAUUUCCAGAAGACAACCCAAGAUCAGUAUGUGGUGGCCUUUAAGCAGGCUCGAAGGCGGGACGAUGAUAUUGCCAUUGUUAAUGCAGCCUUCAAUGUUAAAUUCGCGGCCAAUUCGAAUGUGGUGAAGGAGAUUAGCAUGGCAUUUGGUGGAAUGGCACCCACAACUGUUUUGGCUCCGCGUACCUCUGAGCUAAUGAAUCAGCAGGAAUGGAAUCACAAUUUGGUGGAACGUGCCACAGAGAGCCUUUGCGGUGAGCUGCCGCUAGAUGCCACUGCACCGGGUGGAAUGAUCGCCUAUCGUCGUUCCUUGGUUGUUAGCCUGUUCUUUAAGGCGUAUCUCGCCAUCAGUCGAAAACUUUGUGAUGCUGGCAUUAUAGCAGCGGAUUCAUUAUCCCCCAAAGAGCGUAGUGGGGCCGAUACGUUUCACACUCCGGUUCUACGGAGUGCCCAACUCUUUGAACGCGUUUCCAGUGAACAAAACAGUUGCGAUCCCAUCGGAAGGCCCAAAAUUCAUUCUUCAGCUCUGAAACAGGCUACGGGUGAGGCCAUUUACACGGACGAUAUUCCACGAAUGGAUGGUGAAGCAUAUCUGGCUUUAGUCCUUAGCACCAAGGCUCGUGCCAAGAUUACCAAACUCGAUGCUAGCAAAGCCCUUGAGUUACCAGGUGUUCAUGCCUUCUUUAGCCAUGCAGAUUUGACCAAGCACGAGAAUGAAGUGGGUCCAGUUUUCCAUGAUGAGCAAGUGUUUGCAGACGAGGAGGUUCAUUGCGUGGGACAGAUUGUUGGAGCCAUAGUGGCAGACAGCAAGGCUCUAGCUCAGCGAGCAUCUCGUCUAGUGCAAGUGGAGUACGAGGAGUUGUCUCCUGUAGUAGUUACCAUUGAGCAGGCCAUAGAACACCAAACCUAUUUUCCCGGUAGCCCACGUUAUAUGACCAAGGGCAAUGUGGAGGAGGCCUUUGCUGCGGCCGAUCAUGUCUAUGAGGGCGGUUGCCGCAUGGCCGGUCAGGAGCAUUUCUAUCUGGAAACGCAUGCAGCAGUGGCCACGCCUCGUGAUAGUGAUGAAUUGGAGCUGUUCUGCUCUACUCAGCAUCCUUCGGAAGUGCAAAAGUUGGUUUCUCAUGUCACUGGAUUGCCUUCCCAUCGCAUUGUUUGUCGAGCCAAGCGACUGGGAGGUGGUUUUGGUGGCAAAGAGUCGCGGGGUAUAAUGGUGGCUCUGCCUGUCGCACUUGCUGCUUAUCGACUUCGUCGGCCCAUUCGUUGCAUGUUGGAUCGGGAUGAGGAUAUGCUUAUCACAGGAACACGCCAUCCAUUCCUCUAUAAGUAUAAAGUGGGAUUCACCAAAGAGGGCUUGAUUACAGCCUGCGAUAUUGAAUGCUAUACAAAUGCUGGCUGGUCAAUGGAUUUGUCCUUUUCCGUCUUGGAUCGAGCUAUGCACCACUUUGAGAACUGUUACCGAAUACCUAAUGUUCGUGUGGGUGGUUGGAUUUGCAAAACGAAUCUGGCCUCUAAUACGGCUUUUCGUGGUUUUGGCGGUCCGCAAGGAAUGUUUGCGGGAGAGCACAUCAUUAGGGAUGUUGCCCGCAUUACGGGCCGUGAUGUGGUCGAUGUGAUGCGCUUAAAUUUCUAUAAAACCGGCGACUUGACACACUACAAUCAGCAGUUGGAACGUUUUCCCAUUGAGCGUUGUCUUCAGGAUUGUCUUGAGCAGUCUCGUUACAACGAGAAAUGUGUAGAGGUUGCACAGUUCAACUCGGAGAAUCGUUGGCGUAAGCGUGGCAUAGCCGUAGUGCCCACCAAAUAUGGAAUAGCCUUCGGUGUAAUGCAUCUCAAUCAGGGCGGUGCCCUAAUUAAUAUCUAUGCCGAUGGAUCGGUAUUACUUUCCCAUGGCGGUGUGGAAAUCGGACAGGGUCUUAACAUUAAGAUGAUACAGUGUGCUGCUCGUGCAUUGGGCAUACCCAUAGAAUUGAUUCACAUAUCGGAGACAUCCACCGACAAGGUGCCAAAUACAUCGCCUACGGCGGCUAGCGUGGGUUCAGAUUUGAAUGGAAUGGCUGUGCUCGAUGCCUGUCAGAAGCUCAAUAAACGCUUGGCGCCUAUUAAGGAACUCCUGCCCGAAGGUACCUGGCAAGAGUGGAUUAAUAAAGCCUAUUUCGAACGGAUUAGUUUGUCUGCCACGGGUUUCUACGCCAUUCCCGAUAUAGGCUAUCAUCCGGAGACAAAUCCCAAUGCUCGCACCUACAGCUACUACACGAAUGGAGUGGGUAUUAGUACUGUAGAAAUCGACUGUCUCACAGGAGAUCAUCAGGUCCUUAGCACGGACAUUGUCAUGGACAUAGGAUCGAGUAUUAAUCCUGCCAUUGACAUUGGCCAAAUUGAGGGAGCCUUUAUGCAGGGCUAUGGCCUCUUUACCCUCGAAGAGCUGAUGUACUCGCCAAAGGGAGUGCUCUAUUCCCGUGGACCGGGAAUGUACAAGUUGCCCGGAUUUGCCGACAUUCCUGGAGAAUUCAAUGUCAGCCUUCUGACUGGUGCCCCCAAUCCACGCGCCGUCUACUCAUCAAAGGCUGUGGGCGAACCUCCACUCUUCAUUGGAUCGGCUGUCUUCUUUGCCAUCAAGGAUGCCAUAUCAGCUGCCCGCAAGGAGCACGGCUUGACUGAGGAAUUUUCAGUUGAGGCACCUCUAACCUCGGCGCGAAUACGCAUGGCCUGCGAAGAUAACUUUACUAAUUUGAUUAAAAUGCCAACCAAAGGUUCAUAUACUCCAUGGAAUAUUGUCCCCUGAAAAUGCUUUAAAGCCAAUUUGUUUUAUAUAAAGUGCAUUAACUUUAGUUUACAUAAGAGUUUUUUAAAACGAAUAUUAAUAAAUAUUUUAUUGAAUAUCAAUUUAAAAAAUAAAAUAUACCUAGAUU
Messenger RNA from Drosophila willistoni, 4470 nucleotides. RefSeq names its product xanthine dehydrogenase (gene ry). Gene Ontology annotation, molecular function: xanthine dehydrogenase activity; molybdopterin cofactor binding; FAD binding. The coding region runs from base 318 to 4343 and encodes 1341 amino acids. NCBI's taxonomy places the organism in Eukaryota, Metazoa, Arthropoda, Insecta, Diptera, Drosophilidae. The transcript is spliced from 5 exons. The record is from RefSeq and is a predicted model, not a curated record.